Diabrotica virgifera virgifera (western corn rootworm) is the source of this 1425-nucleotide messenger RNA. RefSeq lists its product as uncharacterized. The annotation marks the transcript as partial. Lineage: Eukaryota; Metazoa; Arthropoda; Insecta; Coleoptera; Chrysomelidae. The transcript has 3 exons. The record is from RefSeq and is a predicted model, not a curated record.
AUGAUUGUUAAUUCAGGAAGCAGUGAUAGAAAAGAGUUCAAAAUACCACUUCACACUCAAGCGGUAGAACGAGUUGUAAAGGAAGUUACUGCAGCUUCUAAGCACGUUUGUGGCGUUCAAGGACGAGAAGGCUUUAUAAGAUCAAGAUUAUUGGACAGAAAGUAUCUUCCUAAGUUUGAAACUAAGCGACAGUAUACAUCUGCUACAGCUGUAUUGCAAAAACAAAUUACAGUUUGCGUACUGACCGCUGUUGUGGCUAAGGCUGACGAAGAAGAUAACUUAUUUGAUCCGUAUAGACUACCUUUACCCGAAAAAGAAAUCGAUGAAUUCGUAUUUAAUUGGUAUAAAUCAUCAUCAUCAUCAUCAUCAUCAUCAUCAUCAUCAUCAUCAUCAUCAUCAUCAUCAUCAUCAUCAUCAUCAUCAUCAUCAUCAUCAUCAUCAUCAUCAUCAUCAUCAUCAUCAUCAUCAUCAUCAUCAUCAUCAUCAUCAUCAUCAUCAUCAUCAUCAUCAUCAUCAUCAUCAUCAUCAUCAUCAUCAUCAUCAUCAUCAUCAUCAUCAUCAUCAUCAUCAUCAUCAUCAUCAUCAUCAUCAUCAUCAUCAUCAUCAUCAUCAUCAUCAUCAUCAUCAUCAUCAUCAUCAUCAUCAUCAUCAUCAUCAUCAUCAUCAUCAUCAUCAUCAUCAUCAUCAUCAUCAUCAUCAUCAUCAUCAUCAUCAUCAUCAUCAUCAUCAUCAUCAUCAUCAUCAUCAUCAUCAUCAUCAUCAUCAUCAUCAUCAUCAUCAUCAUCAUCAUCAUCAUCAUCAUCAUCAUCAUCAUCAUCAUCAUCAUCAUCAUCAUCAUCAUCAUCAUCAUCAUCAUCAUCAUCAUCAUCAUCAUCAUCAUCAUCAUCAUCAUCAUCAUCAUCAUCAUCAUCAUCAUCAUCAUCAUCAUCAUCAUCAUCAUCAUCAUCAUCAUCAUCAUCAUCAUCAUCAUCAUCAUCAUCAUCAUCAUCAUCAUCAUCAUCAUCAUCAUCAUCAUCAUCAUCAUCAUCAUCAUCAUCAUCAUCAUCAUCAUCAUCAUCAUCAUCAUCAUCAUCAUCAUCAUCAUCAUCAUCAUCAUCAUCAUCAUCAUCAUCAUCAUCAUCAUCAUCAUCAUCAUCAUCAUCAUCAUCAUCAUCAUCAUCAUCAUCAUCAUCAUCAUCAUCAUCAUCAUCAUCAUCAUCAUCAUCAUCAUCAUCAUCAUCAUCAUCAUCAUCAUCAUCAUCAUCAUCAUCAUCAUCAUCAUCAUCAUCAUCAUCAUCAUCAUCAUCAUCAUCAUCAUCAUCAUCAUCAUCAUCAUCAUCAUCAUCAUCAUCAUCAUCAUCAUCAUCAUCAUCAUCAUCAUCAUCAUCAUCAUCAUCAUCAUCAUCAUCAUCAUCAUCAUCAUCAUCAUCAUCAUCAUCAUCAUCA